Messenger RNA from Racocetra persica, 1058 nucleotides. The record is from the annotation of a GenBank genome assembly. NCBI's taxonomy places the organism in Eukaryota, Fungi, Glomeromycota, Glomeromycetes, Diversisporales, Gigasporaceae.
AUGAUUGAUGGAAUCCACUUUAUUGCUUCCAACAUUGGUGAGCGUGUACUUAUCACAUCACGUGCACAUAGUGGUUCAGAAGGGAUCAAAAUGGAUCUUAAUGUUCAUAGAUUUCACGAUAAAGAAAGAACUUUCAAUUAUGAAUUAAUGGAUCCUUACAGCUUGAUAAAUCCUGCCAAUGCUAAUAAACUUUUUAGUUGUAAAAUUAAACCGCCAUACAUAAUUAAAUCAAACAAUAUCAUUUAUGCAAAUGAUGAACUAUUAUUUAUUAAAAAAUUGGUAAAAGAUAACUGGAUUAGUUACUUGAGGAAUGAUUUGAGUGAUUACAACAAAAUUUCGACACCUUCAGUUAGAAGUGAAAUUAUUGAUUUUAUAAAAGAACAUGAUAGUGGAGUUAAAGUACCAAGGAUUAGUCUUUUUGAACGUAGAGAGGAGGAAGAAGAAACGAUAAAUACAUAUGAAGGACAUUUGAUAAAAUGGACUUUAAAAUGUAAAUCUACCUCAUUUACACUUGAGGCAUCUCAAAUAAAAUCUGAACCAUCUGAUAAACAAACAUUAAAUUCGUACGUAAGGAAAUGUAAACAACUUAAAAAUGAUGAUCUUUUCAUGAUUACAGGAAAAUGUGUAUUUCUUUGGACAUUUAGCCCACCCAAGGAUAUAAGUGCGCAUUACAUUUGGGGUGUUGGCAGAGACCUUUUAGACAUAGAUUUGGAAGAGAUAUUCAACAAUCCUUUGGCAGAAAGAUUUCUUCCACAUCCUGACUUUAAUGGAAUUAUCAAAGCGGUUAAUAAUGAAUCAGAUGAAAAUAUCACUAAAUUAUGUAAUUCGUUAUUGAAAACUUAUAUUGAAGAAAAUUUUUUUUUAGCAUAUCAUGGGAAAAUCCUUAUGGAAAACCUUUUAAUGUUAGAUCAGGACUGGUUGAUUGAAAAAUUAUGCGAGAGUUGUAUUAAAAACUGCACAUAUAAUGACAAGAAUGGCUGUUAUUUACAAAAUAUUUGGUUACUAAGUAUUAUUGCACAAUUUUAUUCAGAAUUAACUCAAAAGAAUCCUGCAAUCGU